AUGAUGUGCAGCUGUUUUUGGAUUAUUUAUGAGCAGGUGAUGAUUGCAGCGCUGGACUGCAGUCGGGAUGACUUGGCUCUGACCUGUCUACAGGAACUGAGGAAGCAGUUUCCAGAUAGCCACAGAGUGAAGCGAUUAUCGGGCAUGAGGCUGGAAGCUUUGGAAAGAUACGACGAGGCCAGCAAGCAUUACGAUGCCAUUCUCCAAGACGACCCCACCAACACGGUAAGAAAAGCAGAGAAAGAAAGGGAAAAGUCCCGCAGCUUAGCAGUUCUCCUUUGCAUCACUUUGUGGUCUCAGCUUUUUUGGAAGGCUUUAAAUCUGCAGAGGCACUUUGGUGUUAGCAGUAGGAUGACAUAUGCACAGCUGUAUCAAUCGGCUUACUGUUUUCCUUGUCGUGUCCGCAGCUAUGGAAAAGCCGCGUUUUGCCUGGAGGAGCUGAUGAUGACCAAUCCUCACAAUCACUUGUACUGUGAGCAGUACGCUGAGGUGAAAUACACUCAGGGGGGGCUGGAAAACCUGGAGCUGUCCAGAAAGUAUUUCGCCCAGGCGCUGAGGCUGAACAACCGAAACAUGAGGGCAUUGUUUGGUCUGUACAUGUCUGCAAGUCACAUCGCUGCUAGUCCAAAAGUUAGUGCCAAGGUGAAGAAGGACAAUAUGAAGUACGCCGCCUGGGCUGCCACUCAAAUAAACAGGGCCUAUAAGAUGGCUGGUCGCGGGACCAAGGAGAACAAAUGCUCCAUGAAGACGGUGGAGGAGAUGCUGGAGUCCAUGCAGAUCACCAUGUCCUAGACGCCCUUCCUCCUGCCCAGACUCGGAGCAACACGGCAACUCGGAUAGCCUUGCAAUGUGACCACCACCGGAUCUUUCUCUCUUUUCUUCUUCUAUUCCUUUUUUAGUAUGUAUCUGUAAUUGAUUGGACUUGACACGGACAAUGGAAGACAUUUGUUUCCCUCAAGUGCAACAAUUUCCCCCACGCAUCUGGAACAGCAAAUUCCAAGUACUCCAAUUUAUUUAAACAAGCUAUACUUAGUAUUAACUCUGUAAUUUUCCAUCCCCAUCCCAUGUUUUCUUUUAGGUUCUAUCUCUUAACUGAUGUAAUCACAUCAGGGUUUUUAAACUACGUGACCAUGUGUAAGAAGCUGUACAGUAAAAGCUAUUUAUGAAGACAAUGUGGAGUCCCACUUGUCUGCACUGAGGUCCUUUACUGUUUCCUGAGCUAUCUGUAAAUGAAACAUCUUUAUCUAAUGAAACUUGUUUUGUCUAAUCUAAUAAAAUGUCUUAAUAAAAGUAGAAAUGAUUGCCAAUA
Molecule: messenger RNA, 1309 nt
Organism: Notothenia coriiceps (black rockcod)
Lineage: Eukaryota; Metazoa; Chordata; Actinopteri; Perciformes; Nototheniidae
Gene: emc2
Product: ER membrane protein complex subunit 2
Exons: 8
Coding region: 1-792 (263 amino acids)
Molecular function (GO): protein binding
Source: RefSeq, a predicted model, not a curated record